CCAAUAUCAACCUGACCUUCUCCAUGACUACUCAACGGUUACAGAAAGAUCAACGUUCCGAGACAAAUCAGUGUCGACGAUAAGGUGAUACCUGGCUUCGACCAUCAAUGAAUCUCUUCUCUCACGAUGCCUGCUCCGGACGACAUUUACAGUCGUGAUGUCGAUUUUACCUCUUUGGCACUACAAUAUCCCGACUUUGCAAAAAAACUAAAGUUGAAUCGUCAACUGGACUUUUCGGACCCUGAAAGUGUUAGACAACUCACAAAGGCUCUUCUACAUCGCGACUUUGACCUCGUCAUCGAUUUGCCCGAAGACAGACUCUGUCCCCCUGUUCCGAACCGAUUCAACUACAUUCUUUUCAUCCAACGUCUGUUAGACACCACCGCCCCAAACUUUCAUCAAGGAUUCGACCCGGAUCGACAAGUCAUAGGACUUGACAUAGGCACAGGAUCAUCAGCGAUAUAUCCACUUUUGGCAUGUCGACAAAGGUCGAAAUGGUUGUUUUUGUGCACCGAGAUUGAUGACAAGAACCAGAAAUUUGCGCGGAAAAACAUUGCCGCAAACAAACUACAAUCUCGUAUCAGACAAAUCGAUACGGACAAGACCGGUCGAAAAUUGAUACCAACCGAUGAACUCGAAAGAUUUGAUCGUAUCGACAUUCUAAUGACCAACCCACCAUUUUAUGAGUCUGAAGGUUCGAUGGUGGAAUCUUCACGCUUGAAAUCUCGACCGGCGAAUUCGAGUUGUACGGGUAGUCCGGUGGAGAUGAUCACUCCAGGUGGUGAAGUCGCGUUUGUCACGAAAUUGAUCGACGAAUCUGGCGACCCCAAAAGCCGAUCACGUAUUCAAUGGUCGAGUGCCAUGUUGGGUAAAUUGUCAAGCGUCGGGAGUGUCGUCGACCACCUGCGUUCCAGAAGUUGUACCAAUCACGCAGUUGCGGAAUUCGUUCAGGGUCAGAAAACCAGGAGAUGGUGCGUGGCUUGGAGUUGGUCAGGUUUGAGACCUAGCAAUUCAGUCGCCAGAGGAGGUUUUGGGAGUGGUGGUGGUGUUGGUGGUGUGGAAAAAAAGUAUUUGCCUCCACCGACCGAAGUGCAAGUCGAUUUGCCCAGUCACGAUCCGGUCGACGUCGAGACCAGGAUCAACACCGAGAUUUCGAGACUGCGGCAAGAUGGAGGUGUCAUGUGGAAGUAUAACCCUGCGAGAAAGGUAGGAAUGUUGAUGAGUAAGGAAGGUGACGUUUGGAGUAGGAAAGCAAGACGGAAGAAAUUACACGACCGAAUGGACGAGAAUCAAGAUCAAGAGAUGAAAGAUGUAUGUACCACGACUCCGGCAGAUGGCGCCUCCGACGUCGAAGACGACUCGAAUGAUGAUGACGAAGACGAAGAUGAAACACCUGAACCGGCACUGGUUGUGAGGAUUUGUCUAUCUACCACAUCAUCGUCGUCGUCGUCACCUGAACAUCAUUCACCUACGAAGAAGAUUACAAGUACAAAUCUUCACAUCCGACACUUGCAAGGUUCUGAUUCAGUGUUGUUUGAGAGUUUCUGUGGUUGGGUAAAGAGGAAAGUACAGGCAUCCUGACUUGGGGAAGGGGUAUUAUGAAUGAUGGCGAGUCAGUCAAUCAAUCAGUACUUCGAGGACCAUUACGAAUCAUGUACUCGGGACAACUCGAUUGAAGUGAUCGGUUAAUUAAUUAAUUGAUUUGAUUGAUUUUGUAGUACAUGAUUCGAGAAUGAAUGAAUGGAUAUCGUCGAAAAGUUUCCAGGUCCAAGUUCUCCUGUACUCCUGCC
Molecule: messenger RNA, 1790 nt
Organism: Exophiala oligosperma
Lineage: Eukaryota; Fungi; Ascomycota; Eurotiomycetes; Chaetothyriales; Herpotrichiellaceae
Exons: 7
Coding region: 127-1581 (484 amino acids)
Biological process (GO): rRNA base methylation
Cellular component (GO): nucleus
Molecular function (GO): 23S rRNA (adenine(1618)-N(6))-methyltransferase activity
Source: RefSeq, a predicted model, not a curated record